AUGGGGGUCACCUUCCUCCAGGCCAACCUCAACCACUCCGCUAGGGCGCAGGAUCUCCUCCUGCAAUCCAUGGCGGAGUGGGAUUUGGAUGUCGCGGUGGUCGCGGAGCCGUACGCGGUUCCCUCCCUGCCCCACUGGGCGGGGGAUCUGGAUGACCUCGUGGCCAUCGUGGCUAGGCCUGGUGCCGCCCCUCCCCUCGCGAUUAAGAAGAGAGGGAACGGCUUUGUGGUGGCGGUUCGGGGAGAGUACGCCAUAAUUGGUGUUUACUUCUCCCCGAACCGGGAUUUGCCGGCCCUGGAGCGGUUCUUGGAUGCCCUGGGGCCGGAGAUAAGGCGGUUAGCGCCCCUAAAGGUCUUCGUGGCCGGUGACUUCAACGCCAAAUCAACGGCGUGGGGGAACCCGGCCACGGAGCCCAAGGGGCGAAAGGUGGAAGAGAGCAAUCGUUGCGCUAAAAUGAACGGAACUCAAUUGCGGGACGCCUCCGGGCGUUUCCUGAAAAAGGGCCCUUCUCAGGGCCACCCAAACGGCCCUUCUCAGGGCCAAUCAAACGGCCCUUCUCAGGGCCAACUAAAGGGAAGGAGUGGAAAGCGUGGGGGGAAGAGUUUGGUGGGGGGAGAGAAAAGUUCGGGCGGGAAGGACGGAAGUGAUAAGGAGCGGUCCAGGCCCGAACAUGAAGGAAGUCGCGGUGGAUCGGAAGGGGAAGGAACGGUCCAAGGAAGGCUGUGGAAUCCGCUGGGAAGUGUGGGCUCCAUCACCUCGCUGCCCGAAUCGGUGCUGGGUACCAAGCGCCUCUACUCAGAGGUGGCGAGUGGGUCCGGAUCCGGUUCGGACACGGAGGUUGAGUGGACACGGCCGGAAAUAUUGUCGAAGGCAAAAAGGGGGAAGGCUCGAGGUGCCUCGAAUAUGACGGGAGUCCGGGCUGAAACGCGAAGGAGUCGGGAGGAGGAUGUGGAGGCCUCCUUCUCAGCCACUCUGGGGACUCGGGCCUUCCGGAGGGGAGAACACCCGAGUGGGGACGAAGGGUCGGAUGUGGCGCCCAUUGAGGUACGGGACUUCAGUGCCCUGGGUGCUGAGGGACUUAUGGCCACCGCGGUGGAGAGGCUGGGAAUUAUAACCAGCCUCGUCAGAAAGACCACCUCCCUCAAAGGGGGCUACAGCGCAAAAAUUUUGCGGGCCUCUACGGACAUCAGGGAUAUUAUGGACACCCUGGUGUCGCGUAGUGAGUCGGAUGAGGUCCGGCGUCUCAGAGCCGAUAACGGUCGUCUCCAAAGAGAGGUGGCCAACAUGAGGGCAGAGGUCGCUGCGCUCCGCAGUGGGUUUGAGGAGGCCCGCCGAGAGGCCAGUCAGGCUGCGCGAGCUGCGGAACAGCGGUCAGGUGCACCUGCGGAGAAAGAGCUGAUGGAGAGGCUGGAGGCUUCCAUAGCCAAAAUGAUAGAUGGCCGCCUAGCAGAGCUGAAGACUUGCCUCCCUCGGAUGGUCACCCGCCCACCUCUGGCGGGUGACAGUUCGAGGGUGGCGAGGGCCACUAGGGCGGCCAUUGCGGAGGCCUCCGGCUUGAGUCCGGCGCUGCUGCCUAAGCGGACGGGAAUGGAAGGCCGUAGAAGGGAAAGUGCUGAGGAGGGGAUGGAGUGGGGGCCGUCGACCUCUGCAGUUCCGGACGAGUUCCCGGAGCUCCCUGGAGUUGAGGUUGGGCCGACGACCUCGGCAACUCUGGUCGACGAAUCCCCGGAGCUCCCUUGGGUUGAAGUUCGGAGGAGGGGUAAAGGAAAGGGAAAGGGCAAAAAAUCUAAGCCCAAGCCUGCGGCGGUACCCAAGGGGCCCCCCGCGACCGUGCCCAAGCCUGCGGCGGCACCCACGGGGGCGCCUACACCUGUGCCCAAGGAGUCCCCCAAGGCGGCGCCACUGAGGGUGGUGAAAAAACUGUCGGCCCCUAGCUCCUCGGCUGUAAUUCUUAAGUUACAGCCGGAGGCAGUGCAAAAUGGGGCCACAUACAGUUCCGCCCUCCUCAAGGCCGAGCAAGAGGUGAACCUGGAGGAGCUGGGCAUUGGCUCGCUUCGGAUUCGCCCGAGUGCGACCGGAGCGAGAUUAAUUGAGGUCCCCGGCUCCUCUAGCUCAGGCAAGGCGGACGCACUUGCUUCGGCCUUGAAGGUGGCCCUGGCCGGCGUCGUGGACGUUUUCAGGCCCGUCAAAACUGCGGAUUUCCGCGUGACGGGACUGAAUGAUGCGGCAACGGCGCAGCGGAUAAAGGCUGCGGUCGCGCAAGCCGGGAGCUGCACGGAGGACCAGGUCUGGGUGGGUGAAAUCCGCUCAGACUGGCGGGGCUCUGGCUCUGCCCUGAUGCGCUGCCCGGUCACGACGGCCAAAAAGCUGAUCGAGGCGGGCAGCCUCACGGUAGGCUGGAGCCGGGUGCAGCUCCGGCACCUGGAGGCGCGCCCCAUGCACUGCUACAAGUGCAUGGGGAAGGGGCACACUGCAUCGCUGUGCCCCUCGCAGACGGACCGCAGCCGGCUCUGCUAUAGGUGCGGGGAGACAGGGCAUCUGUCCGCCUCCUGCACAGCGGAGCCCCGCUGCGCGGUAUGCCGCGACGCCGGCAAGCCGGCGGGCCACGUGAUGGGGGGUAGGGCCUGCAACCCACCCCCGAUCCGAGGGAAAGGACCGUCCCCUCCUCCGCGCGAGGGAAGGCAAGGGGAGGCGCCAGUCGGCCAAAUGGAGGAGUGA
Molecule: messenger RNA, 2718 nt
Organism: Plodia interpunctella (Indianmeal moth)
Lineage: Eukaryota; Metazoa; Arthropoda; Insecta; Lepidoptera; Pyralidae
Exons: 2
Coding region: 1-2718 (905 amino acids)
Molecular function (GO): zinc ion binding; catalytic activity; nucleic acid binding
Source: RefSeq, a predicted model, not a curated record